Sphaeroforma arctica JP610 is the source of this 639-nucleotide messenger RNA. RefSeq lists its product as hypothetical. The record is from RefSeq and is a predicted model, not a curated record. Lineage: Eukaryota; Ichthyosporea; Ichthyophonida. The transcript has a single exon. Gene Ontology annotation, molecular function: protein binding. The annotation marks the transcript as partial.
AUGAUGAGCUUCUCUGACUUUUCCGAUUUAAACGCUGCUGCCACACCCUACUCUCAAGCCGUGCCUAACGAUAUCCCACAUAAUAAAUACUCGGUGUCGCGAGUCGAUUUUGGUGUUUUCAAACAUGACACAGGUAUCCGAGGUUUUCUACGGUUUCUUCGCCUGAGAAAGUACGUUCCUUUGUUUGAAGAGAAUAAUGUCAACUUCAUGGAAUUGCUUGGCAUGGAUGAAUCAAAUUUACUUGAACUGGGAAUUGUCGCGAAAGGGCCAAGGACACGUUUGGCGAAAGCAAUCAUCCGCUACCAUAGAGUUCAGAGUAGAAGGUGGACCCCAGUCUCGACAACGGAUUCGAUCAUCGGAGGUCCUAUCACAGCACAAAUACCUCAGAGCGGACUAUUUGUGAGACCAACCAGUUGGGAAUGUAGACGGAGUAGUUGUAGUUCCAACGACAGCGGGGACACACUCUUCGGUGGUACUUAUUUCAGUGAUGAUACAGAGGAAGAAGAACGCAGCGGUACGUUGCAUACACCUCCUAUCCCGAAUGGCACGACCUUUACGUUUGUUGAUAGUACUACUAGUGACAAUGGACACGACAAUGAUGACGAAGAUGAAGUAGUCUACGAGAAUUCAUGUCUCAUA